CCGUGUGCGGCGCAGGCGCGGGGCGGGGCGGCGCCAUCACUUCCUGCCCCCCCGGCCGCCAUGUCGUUCCGGAAGGUGGUACGGCAGAGCAAAUUCCGGCACGUGUUUGGGCAGCCGGUGAAGACGGAGCAGUGCUACGAUGACAUCCGUGUCUCCCGUGUCACUUGGGACAGCACCUUCUGCGCUGUCAACCCUUCCUUCGUCGCCAUCAUCGUUGAGGCCAGCGGUGGCGGCGCCUUCCUCGUCCUCCCGUUGCACAAGACUGGGCGCAUUGACAAGUCGUACCCGACGGUGUGCGGACACACAGGCCCUGUUCUCGACAUCGAGUGGUGUCCGCACAAUGACCAUGUCAUCGCCAGCGGCUCUGAGGACUGCACCGUCAUGGUCUGGCAGAUCCCGGAGAAUGGGCUGAGCCAGCCGCUGACAGAGCCGGUGGUGGUGUUGGAAGGGCACUCGAAGCGCGUGGGCAUCAUUGCCUGGCACCCAACCGCCCACAAUGUCCUGCUCAGCGCUGGCUGUGACAAUGUGGUGCUGAUCUGGAACGUGGGGACGGCAGAGGAGCUGUACCGCCUGGAUGGGCUGCACCCCGACCUCAUCUAUAGCGUCAGCUGGAGCCGCGACGGCUCCCGCUUCUGCACCGCAUGCAAGGACAAGAGCAUCCGCAUCAUCGACCCCCGACGUGGCACCGUGGUGGCCGAGAAGGAGCGGGCCCAUGAGGGUGCGCGGCCCAUGAGGGCCAUCUUCUUGGCUGAUGGCAAGAUCUUCACCACUGGCUUCAGCCGCAUGAGCGAGCGGCAGCUGGCACUGUGGGACCCGGAGAACCUGGAGGAACCCAUGGGACUGCAGGAGCUGGACUCCAGCAACGGGACUCUGCUCCCCUUCUACGACCCCGACACCAACGUGGUCUAUGUCUGCGGGAAGGGUGACUCAAGCAUCCGGUACUUUGAGAUAACGGAGGAGCCCCCCUACAUCCACUUCCUCAACACCUUCACCAGCAAGGAGCCCCAACGGGGCAUGGGUUGGAUGCCCAAGCGCGGGCUGGACGUCAGCAAGUGCGAGAUCGCCAGGUUCUACAAGCUGCACGAGCGCAAGUGUGAGCCCAUCAUCAUGACGGUGCCAAGGAAGUCGGACCUGUUCCAGGACGACCUGUACCCCGACACGGCGGGGACGCAGGCGGCGCUAGCGGCAGACGAAUGGGUGGCGGGGCGCACGGCGGGGCCCGUGCUGGUGUCCCUGCGCCUCGCCUACGUCCCCAGCAAGCAGCGCGACCCCAAGGGGGGACGACGCAGCCUCCUGCAUGACGGCGGGACCCCCGCCACCCCUGCCACUGCGCCCCCCACACCCCCCAUGCCCACCCGUGCCUCCGCACCGGCACCCACUGCCCCCACGCCCACGGUAUGGGGGAUUGGGGGUGUUGGGGGGGUCUGUGAGGGUGGGGGCCGCCUGGAGGAGGUGCUGCAGGAGGUGGCCACGCUGCGGGCCUUGGUAGCCGAGCAGGGCCAGCGCAUCGCCCGCCUGGAGGAGCAGCUCAGCCGCCUCGAGAAUGGGCACGUCUAGGGCCCCCCCCAACUCAGGGACCCCCCUAUCACCCCCACGGGACACCCCCCACC
Messenger RNA from Cuculus canorus (common cuckoo), 1610 nucleotides. It is a transcript of the gene CORO1B, whose product is annotated as coronin 1B. The transcript is spliced from 11 exons. Gene Ontology annotation, biological process: cell migration; actin filament organization. NCBI's taxonomy places the organism in Eukaryota, Metazoa, Chordata, Aves, Cuculiformes, Cuculidae. The record is from RefSeq and is a predicted model, not a curated record. The coding region runs from base 61 to 1557 and encodes 498 amino acids. Gene Ontology annotation, molecular function: actin filament binding.